UUGUGGGAUGAAGACAGUAAUGAUAACUUCAUGGACUGCACAAAAUCCGGGAAGAAGAUUUGCCAAAUGCGCAUUGGGGGAGGAUGGCUGUGGCUAUUGGGGUUGGAUAGAUGAUGAAAUGUGCGCUCGAUCUACAAUGAUUAUACCGGGUCUACUCAGAAAGAUCAAUGGAAUGGAGGAAAAAAUGGUUGAAUUUGAAAAAGCUGCAAGAAAGUGGGAAGCAAAAGCUGUGAAAUUGGAGGGUAAAAUGAAGCCACUUCAAACUGAAAUUGCCAAGUACAAAUCAGCCAAUAAGCGACUCAUUCGAUGCGCAGUGUUGCCUUGGCUAAUAGUUGUCUUAGCAAUGUUAGUUAUGAGAAUAGAUAAUUCUGGUGGCAUGCUACAAAUUUGUGGCAUCGUUGAAAAUCCUUGAA
Molecule: messenger RNA, 413 nt
Organism: Coffea eugenioides
Lineage: Eukaryota; Viridiplantae; Streptophyta; Magnoliopsida; Gentianales; Rubiaceae
Exons: 2
Coding region: 8-412 (134 amino acids)
Source: RefSeq, a predicted model, not a curated record